Molecule: messenger RNA, 1191 nt
Organism: Lodderomyces pseudojiufengensis
Lineage: Eukaryota; Fungi; Ascomycota; Pichiomycetes; Serinales; Debaryomycetaceae
Product: NADP-dependent alcohol dehydrogenase
Exons: 1
Coding region: 1-1191 (396 amino acids)
Biological process (GO): alcohol metabolic process
Molecular function (GO): alcohol dehydrogenase (NADP+) activity; zinc ion binding
Source: RefSeq, a predicted model, not a curated record
AUGACAGUAGAACAACAAGUACCAGAUAAAUUUCAAGGUUUUGCAGUUGACAAAGCUGAAAAUUGGGAUCAUCCUAAAUUAGUUUCAUAUGAUAGAAAAAAAAUUAAUCCUCAUGAUGUCGUUGUAAAAAAUGAAACUUGUGGAUUAUGUUAUUCAGAUAUUCAUACAAUCACCGCUGCAUGGAGUCCAAUCAAUACCAACAAAGGUGAAUAUGGUUUAGUUGUUGGACAUGAAAUUGCAGGAACUGUUAUUGCAGUCGGUUCAGAAGUUAAGGAUUUCAAAGUUGGGGAUAGAGCAGGUAUUGGAGCAGCAUCAUCUUCUUGUUUGGAUUGUAACAGAUGUAAACAUAACAAUGAACAAUAUUGUACUAAAGCAGUUGCAACUUAUAAUUCAAAGGAUUCAAAAGCUGAUGAUUAUGUAACUCAAGGUGGAUAUUCAUCUCAUAGUAUUGCACAAGAUCAAUUUGUUUUCCAUAUUCCAGAUAAUUUAGAGUUCAAAUAUGCAUCACCAUUGUUCUGUGCAGGUAUAACAGUAUUUUCACCAAUUGUCAGAAACUUGCAGUUAUUAGACGAAGAUAAAAUUGAAGAUCCAAGUAAAACUGAAAAAUCUCAAUUAAAGUCAGCAAAAGGUAAAACCGUAGGUAUAAUUGGUAUUGGAGGAUUAGGACAUUUAGCUGUUCAAUUUUCAGCUGCACUUGGUGCAAAAGUAGUUGUAUUUUCAAGAUCAAACAGCAAAAAGGAACAAGCUUUCGAAUUAGGUGCCUCAGAGUUUGUAGCCACUCAAGAAGAUGAAAACUGGCCAUCAAAAUAUGAAGAUACUUUUGAUUUGGUCUUGAAUUGUGGUUCAGGUUCAGAUGGUUUAGAUUUACCAAAAUAUUUGUCAAUUUUGAAAGUCAAUAAAAAUUUCAUAUCAGUUGGUUUACCACCAACAAGUGAAAAAUUUGAAGUCAGUCCAUUUACAUUCUUGAAACAUGGUGCUGCAUUCGGUUCAUCUUUAUUAGGUUCAAAGAUUGAAGUUGAAGAAAUGUUGAAAUUAGCUGGUGAACAUAAUAUUAAACCAUGGAUCGAAGAAGUUCCAAUCAGUGAAGAGAAUGUUCAUAAAGCUUUAAAAAGGUGUGAAGCUGGUGAUGUAAGAUACAGAUUUGUCUUUACCGAAUUCGAUAAAGCUUUUGGAGGAGUUGAAAAAAAUUGA